Messenger RNA from Pieris macdunnoughi, 1488 nucleotides. The record is from the annotation of a GenBank genome assembly. NCBI's taxonomy places the organism in Eukaryota, Metazoa, Arthropoda, Insecta, Lepidoptera, Pieridae.
AUGUGUGACAAUAAUGAAAAAGUUUCGACUACGCAGCGAAUGAUCCAAAGUGUAGCUUUCCCUCCCAGCCAUAAGCUCACCGUAUCAGAAGUAUUCGAUGAGAAAACGGGCAAACCUCUUCCAGAUGUACUUAAGCAACAUUUUAUUUUAGAAGGCCGGAUUGAGGAAAAUGCGGCUCUACGAAUUAUCCAAGAUGGUGCCACCCUUCUUCGUUCAGAAAAAACCAUGAUCGAAAUUGAUUCCCCGGUCACCGUAUGUGGAGACGUCCAUGGGCAGUUUUACGAUUUGAUGAAAUUGUUCGAAGUUGGAGGUUCUCCUUCAUGCACCAAGUAUUUAUUCUUAGGUGAUUAUGUUGACAGAGGUUACUUCAGUAUAGAAUGUGUACUCUACCUGUGGGCUUUGAAAAUUUGCUAUCCGAAGACCUUAUUUCUAUUACGCGGUAAUCACGAAUGCCGACACUUAACAGAAUAUUUUACCUUCAAACAAGAAUGCAAGAUCAAAUACUCUGAAAAAGUAUAUGAUGCAUGUAUGGAUGCUUUUGAUUGCCUACCUUUGGCUGCACUUAUGAACCAGCAGUUCCUGUGUGUCCAUGGGGGUCUAUCUCCAGAAAUAAGCAGUUUAGAUGAUAUUCGUAAACUAGAUAGAUUCAAAGAGCCUCCGGCAUAUGGAGCUAUGUGUGAUCUACUGUGGUCAGAUCCAUUGGAAGAUUUUGGUAAUGAGAAAAAUGCAGAACAUUUCUCACACAACUCUGUAAGAGGCUGUUCUUACUUCUACAGCUAUGCUGCAUGUUGUGAUUUUCUUCAAAGAAAUAAUUUAUUAUCUAUUAUUCGAGCUCAUGAAGCACAAGAUGCAGGAUAUCGAAUGUAUCGUAAAAGUCAAACAACUGGAUUCCCCAGUCUUAUCACUAUUUUCUCAGCUCCUAACUAUUUGGAUGUAUACAACAACAAGGCUGCAGUUCUUAAAUAUGAAAAUAAUGUUAUGAACAUCAGGCAAUUUAACUGCUCACCCCAUCCUUACUGGUUACCAAACUUCAUGGAUGUCUUUACAUGGUCACUUCCCUUUGUUGGUGAGAAAGUGACUGAAAUGUUGGUUAAUGUAUUAAAUAUUUGUUCUGAUGAUGAGCUGAUGACGGAAGGUGAAGAUGCUUUGGAGGAAGCUAAUCUCAGGAAAGAGGUCAUUCGCAAUAAGAUAAGAGCCAUUGGUAAGAUGGCUCAUGUAUUCUCUGUGCUACGGGAAGAGAGUGAGUCUGUUUUGCAACUUAAAGGACUAACACCCACUGGUGCAUUACCCUUGGGUGCCCUUUCUGGAGGUAAAACGUCACUUAAGAAUGCACUGCAGGGCUUUUCACCAAAUCAUAAGAUCACCUCUUUUGCUGAGGCCAAAGGCUUGGAUGCCAUUAAUGAGCGCAUGCCUCCAAGGCGUGAUGGCCAACGCACACCGGAUACUCAAGAAAAGAAGCCACAUGUUAACAGCAAUGCACACUCGUGA